Molecule: messenger RNA, 998 nt
Organism: Psammomys obesus (fat sand rat)
Lineage: Eukaryota; Metazoa; Chordata; Mammalia; Rodentia; Muridae
Gene: Vps29
Product: VPS29 retromer complex component
Exons: 4
Coding region: 86-634 (182 amino acids)
Biological process (GO): retrograde transport, endosome to Golgi; intracellular protein transport
Cellular component (GO): retromer complex; endosome
Source: RefSeq, a predicted model, not a curated record
AGGAGGAGGAGGUGGGCGGGUCACCGAGGAGCCUGAGGAAGAGGGCGGCGGCGUUCGUGGUGACUGAACGGAGCCCGGUGACAGGAUGUUGGUGUUGGUGUUAGGAGAUCUGCAUAUUCCACAUCGGUGCAACAGCCUACCGGCUAAAUUCAAAAAACUCCUGGUGCCGGGAAAGAUCCAGCACAUUCUUUGCACUGGAAACCUUUGCACCAAGGAGAGCUAUGACUAUCUCAAGACUCUGGCUGGCGACGUCCACAUCGUGAGAGGAGACUUCGAUGAGAAUCUGAGUUAUCCAGAACAGAAGGUUGUUACUGUGGGACAAUUCAAGAUCGGUCUGAUCCACGGACACCAAGUUAUCCCAUGGGGAGACAUGGCUAGCUUAGCACUGCUGCAGAGGCAGUUUGACGUGGACAUCCUUAUCUCAGGACAUACUCACAAAUUUGAAGCAUUUGAGCAUGAAAACAAAUUCUACAUUAACCCAGGUUCUGCCACUGGGGCAUAUAAUGCCUUAGAAACAAAUAUUAUUCCGUCAUUUGUGCUGAUGGAUAUCCAGGCUUCUACAGUUGUCACUUAUGUUUAUCAGCUAAUUGGAGAUGAUGUGAAAGUAGAACGAAUUGAAUACAAAAAAUCUUAAAACCAGGCCUGUCUUGAUCAUUUUCUCUUUUGUUUUUCCUUUCCUUGUUCAAAUCAAAUAAUUAAACACAAGAGGCACACAGUUGUAUCACCUUUGUAAUAUUUUGCACUAAAAAUCUUCUCUGUUAAUACAUAAUUGCUCUAAGCUUCUUGUAAACUAAUAAAAAUAUAUUUAGUUUUCAGUAUAUGGUUUCUAUUGGAAGAGGUCCGCCACACAAUACAGGACCAUGUUAGGAAGUUCACCUUUGUAAAUAUCUACCUAGUUGGAAUUUGGGCUUCAUUACAAAACUAGUGCAUGAAGACAAAGAAUUCGGACUUUGUAUAUGUUUUCUUUUCUCUGGUAAUAAAUGUUUACCUUCCAUUUA